Messenger RNA from Geodia barretti, 3972 nucleotides. The record is from the annotation of a GenBank genome assembly. NCBI's taxonomy places the organism in Eukaryota, Metazoa, Porifera, Demospongiae, Tetractinellida, Geodiidae.
AUGUCGUGGCGGAUCUUUAAAUUCUUCGAGAGCGAAGAGCUCAAAGACCCGGACAGCACCAACUCAUUCCACUCCCUGCUGAGUCGUCCGAACUGCGGGAUCACGUGCUUCACCUGUGGCCGAGGACAGAUGGUUUUAGGCGACUCCCAGGGCAGUCUGCACGUCCUCACCAGCUUCUCUGAUAUUCUGAGCACCUCGGCCUACCUCCUGCGAGUGAGCCUCGUGUACCAAAUGAGACAGCGGAAUGUAAUUAUCACUGUCGGUGACGACGAAGACCUCAUGCCCAUUAUCAGGGUGUGGAACUAUGAGAAACUAACAAAGGAAGGGAUUCCGACAUUGUCACGGAGCAUUCCAGCUCUCAUUCCUAAUGGGAGACAGUCCUCUGUAAUGGUGGUGUGUGCCCACGAGAGCAUGACGUUGAUGGCUGUGGGGUUCAAAGAUGGGACAGUGGUGACUGUCAGAGGUAACCUCAUGCGAGACAGACUGUCGACUAUGAAGGUGGUCCACUCUGAGUCCACUCCAGGAGUCUACGCCACUGGGCUGGGGUUCCGACAAGUGAAGAACAGAACAAUUCUCCUGAUCUCCACCAGUGAUGCCGUCUAUACCGUUGACCUCACACUCAAAACUGAGACCAAAUUGGACAGCAUAGGUUGUGAGCUUGGCUGCAGCACCAUGACAGACCACACCCAGGACUACAAGUUUGUCAUCGCUCGAUCCGAGGCUGUCUAUUUCUACACUCCUGAAGGAAGAGCUCAGGCUUUCGCUUUCGAAGGAGAGAAGGUGUUGCUGCGAUGGUACCGUGGCUACCUGAUUUCAGUUGUGUACGGGGCACGAGGCAGCUCCGCACGAGCAGCUGCAAAGUCUGGUGCCAAAGACGUGAUGACUGUCUCAGUAUAUGACAUCCAGAACCAGUUUGUUGCCUACCAGAUGACUCUGAACGGAAGGGUGGUGGACGUCGUCAGCGAGUGGGGAUCUCUCUACAUCCUCCUGCGAGACGGACGUCUGAUCCGAUUGGAGGAGAACGACACGAAGACAAAGUUGGAGACGCUGUUCAAGAAAAACCUCUACCCCACAGCCAUCAACUUGGCUCGCAGCCAGUCGUACAACGAUGGACUAAUCGACAUCUUUACUCAGUAUGGAGACCACCUGUACAGUAAGGGAGAUUUUGAUGGAGCUAUUGAGCAGUACAUACUCACCAUCGGCAAGCUAGAGCCUUCCUACGUCAUCAGAAAGUUCCUUGAUGCUCAACGUAUCCACAACUUGACAGACUACUUGAAGGCUCUCCAUAAGAAGGGGAUAGCCAACGCAGACCACACAACACUUCUUCUCAAUUGCUACACUAAACUGAGAGACAUCGACCAGCUUGAUGCCUUUGUUACCGAAUCUCACAGUCCCACAUUCGAUGUCUCCACGGCAAUACACGUGUGUCGCCAGGCCAACUACCACCGCCACGCUCUGGCACUUGCCAAGAAAUACAAGAAACACGACUCAUAUCUACUGAUUCAACUGGAAGACCUCCAUGACUGUGACGAUGCCAUGGAGUACAUUGCAAGGCUAAAGUUCAGAGAUGCGGAGGCCAGUAUGAUAAAGUAUGGGAAGCUGCUGCUGACAGAGCUCCCUGAUGACACCACACGACUGCUGCAGAACCUCUGCACCGACUGGCUCCCUCGCGGUCAGACUCCCAGACCAGAGGAUGUGGUACCUGAUUGGUCGGAUCCCGCCCUCUACAUUGAGUUGUUUGUCAACCAUCGUCACCACUUGACCGUCUUCCUGGAGCACCAGAUAUCUACUCAUACAUCAGGGAACCUGAGAGAUGUGAUAUUCACCACUCUACUGGAGCUGUACCUGGCUGAGAUUGGGGCUUGCCGCACGCCCGAGGAACGGACAGCCAAGGAGAAGAGAGCUCUGGAGCUAAUGCAGAGGAAAAACGCCACUUUUGAUCUGGACCACGCCCUCGUGUUGGCACAGAUCCAUGAUUUCAAGUCUGGAAUACUCUUCCUGUAUGAGAAGGCUGGACUGUUCCAGCAGAUCCUGCAGUACCACAUGGAACACAAUGACUACCAGAGUGUCAUGGCAACCUGCAAAAGACAUGGGCGAAAAGACCCGAACCUGUGGGUCCAGGCUCUCUCUUUUUUUUCCUCUCGGAGAGAGUGCAAGGGUCAAAUCCCCGAGGUUCUCCAACACAUUGAUGAGGACCAGCUGAUGCCUCCACUGAUGGUGAUCCAGACGCUCGCAGACAGUCAGUUCUCCACUCUCUCCGACAUCAAGCCAUACAUUGUGAAACACCUUCAGAAGGAGAAUGAGCAGAUUGCAAAGGACGAGCAGUCAAUCAGACAGUAUCGGGAUGAGACUGGCAGAAUCAGAGAGAACGUGAAGGAACUGCAGACCAGUGCCAAGAUAUUCCAGAUGAUGAAGUGCAGUCUGUGCAGACGAGGGCUCAGUCUGCCGGCCAUCCACUUCCUCUGCAAACACUCCUUCCAUCAGGACUGCCUCCAAGACGAGCUGGAGCACGAAUGCCCCCUCUGUUACCGUGACAACAGGAAAGUGUUGGACAUAAUCCAGAGACAGGAGCAGACGGCAGGUCUGCACGAACAGUUCCACUCCCAGCUGCAGAGGUCACCAGAUGGGUUCAGUGUUGUGGCUGAGUACUUUGGAAGAGGAGUCUUCAAUAAGAGAUCAAGUUCCAAGUCGCCAGGCAGCAGUGUUGAACAGAGAAAGGCGUAGCAGUUAGCGUCACAAGACUGAAAAACGUUUUCAAACUGAAAAUUCAUGUUUGCCGUGUGUCAAAAAAGCCAUGCAUUGUAUGGCUGGGUCACUGUACACAAAUUAAAUAUGAUUGUCACAUGAUUGUCACAUGACGUGGGGUUACAGCUGUCAUCUCUUGGAAGGGCGGGACAUGUUCAUGAGUGACCGCUCUUUGAUCAUCUUCAUUGUCUGCUUCUUCAGUUUACUGGCAUCUUUAGGAGGCGGUGGUAAAAGAUAUUUGAGAACAGGUCACAAUUACUACUCCUUCAUUAGCCGUCUAAUCUUGGAAAUUAACCAAGCAUUCUACCUCACACACUAGAGUAACUGAAAUAAAAGCCCCAAAUUCCACAUGCCCAUGUGGUCCACUACUAACUUGUGGGAGGGGCCCUCAUGUGAGAGGGUCUGCUGCUGUUGAGAAGAGAAGGUCUGGAGGGAAGAGGGAUAGACGACACCUGUCUCCUCCUACCUGGGGCCCUCGUAGCUACCGCCAGCUUCACCUGCCUCACUGGCUCCUUCCUUGCCUCCUCUCUCUUCCUGAUGUUGGCUGUGAUAUUCUUCAGCCUCUCUUCCCUGUCACUCAGUUUGCUCAGGUAGAGUUGUCGCCAUGACUCCUGGUUGCCAUGGGGACGGGCUCCUUUAAAGUCUUUCUCACAGUGUUUUUUCCACAGGACGUCGCUGUCCUCCAGGAAAUGAGUAUUAAACUCCUCCAGUCGCAAUAGUUGAGUUGCGGAGCACCUGACAUGGAAUAGUUCCAGGAUUAGGUAUGGGACUCCACCCACUUCUUCAAUUGCAUCGAUAUUGUCCAUCAGAACCUUCAUUGAUAGGUCAAACAGUGACACCGCCACUUGAGGACCAGAUGCCUUCUUGCCGGAGUAGACCUGGGUCCGAGAUCUCUUUGUGUGGGCCACUGCAUCGGCUGGUGGCUCCUCUACCGCUGCUGCAGCCAGCCAACAUGGGGAGGGAGGGAGGGAGGCAGGCUUGAUCACUUCUUGUGCACUUAUAGACUCACUAGGGUACUUAGCUAGUAUGAUUAUAGAUCGGAGUUAAUAUGAACCCCAGACUUUUUCUCUUUCUCUGAGGAGAAUGUUCCGCAGGCAAAACUCCAGGGGUAGCGGUGUCUUCAACUCUCCAUGGCAACGGCGAUGGCGAUCGGCGUGGGGGAGGAGGGGCAGCUAGUAGAGAACAAGAUGGUUGAAUUGUAGGUACAGGGGCUCUGUGUCUUUCUCU